Molecule: messenger RNA, 1778 nt
Organism: Solanum pennellii
Lineage: Eukaryota; Viridiplantae; Streptophyta; Magnoliopsida; Solanales; Solanaceae
Product: NADP-dependent glyceraldehyde-3-phosphate dehydrogenase
Exons: 10
Coding region: 114-1610 (498 amino acids)
Molecular function (GO): lactaldehyde dehydrogenase (NAD+) activity
Source: RefSeq, a predicted model, not a curated record
CACUCUCACUCACUCUAAAUUCACCCAAAAAAAAUAAUAAAAUCCACCAUUUUCUCUUCUUAUCCUUUUUUUAUUAUUAUUGUGAAUUUUUUUUUUUAAAUUUUGGUGUAAAAAUGGCUGGAAAUGGAGUAUUUGCAGAAAUAAUUGAUGGAGAAGUGUACAAAUAUUAUUGUGAAGGAGAAUGGAAAAAAUCAGCUUCUGGAAAAUCUGUUGCUAUUAUUAAUCCUACUACAAGAAAGACCCAAUACAAAGUUCAAGCAUGUACACAAGAAGAGGUGAACAAAGUAAUGGAAAUAGCAAAAGCAGCACAAAAAUCAUGGGCUAAAACACCACUAUGGAAAAGAGCAGAGUUACUUCAUAAGGCAGCUGCAAUUUUGAAAGAACACAAAGCCCCUAUUGCUGAAUGCCUUGUUAAAGAAAUUGCAAAACCAGCUAAAGACGCUGUCACCGAGGUUGUGAGAUCUGGUGAUUUGGUUUCUUACACUGCUGAAGAAGGAGUUAGAAUUCUAGGGGAGGGUAAGUUCUUGGUAUCUGAUAGUUUCCCUGGAAAUGAAAGGACCAAAUACUGUCUAACAUCCAAGAUACCGUUGGGUGUGAUUCUGGCCAUUCCUCCUUUCAACUAUCCGGUCAAUCUUGCCGUCUCCAAGAUUGCUCCUGCACUGAUUGCUGGAAACUCUUUAGUCCUCAAGCCUCCAACUCAGGGUGCUGUGGCUGCCCUGCAUAUGGUGCAUUGCUUCCACUUAGCUGGAUUCCCUAAAGGCCUUAUCAGUUGUGUGACCGGAAAAGGUUCUGAAAUCGGAGAUUUUCUCACUAUGCAUCCUGGAGUAAAUUGUAUAAGCUUCACUGGUGGAGACACCGGUGUUGCAAUCUCGAAGAAAGCAGGAAUGGUCCCUCUACAGAUGGAGCUGGGAGGAAAGGAUGCUUGUAUCGUGCUCGAGGAUGCUGAUUUAGAUUUGGCUGCUGGAAACAUUGUGAAAGGAGGAUUUUCUUACAGUGGUCAAAGAUGCACAGCCGUUAAGGUCGUGUUGGUGAUGGAAUCUGUUGCUGACAUUCUUGUUGAGAAGGUAAAUGCCAAAGUGGCAAAGUUAACCGUUGGGCCACCCGAAGAUAAUUGUGAUAUCACUCCAGUUGUCUCCGAGUCAUCCGCAAAUUUCAUCGAGGGGUUGGUCAUGGACGCAAAGGAGAAAGAUGCAACAUUUUGCCAGCCAUACAAGAGAGAAGGCAACCUUAUCUGGCCCUUGUUGUUAGACAAUGUUAGGCCGGACAUGAGAAUCGCUUGGGAAGAACCCUUCGGUCCAGUUUUGCCCGUUAUUCGGAUCAACUCAGUCGAAGAAGGAAUUCACCACUGCAAUGCUAGCAAUUUCGGUCUGCAGGGUUGUGUGUUCACCAAAGACAUCAACAAAGCAAUACUGAUCAGUGAUGCAAUGGAAACCGGAACCGUUCAGAUUAACUCAGCUCCAGCUCGUGGACCGGAUCAUUUUCCGUUCCAGGGUAUUAAGGACAGUGGAAUUGGAUCACAAGGGAUUACUAACAGUAUUAACAUGAUGACUAAAGUGAAGACCACUGUGAUCAAUUUGCCAACCCCUUCUUAUACUAUGGGAAAAUUAUGAGAUAUUUUGACAUCCAAAUGAAGCUGUGGAAAUCAAAGCAAAUAAAGCUCUCUUUUUUAUUUAUUUAUCGGAAAAGGGUCUAAAAUAGAUCCACCAUGUACGUACUGUUCUAUUUGGGCUUCUUACUUGGGCCUGUUUUUGGGCUACCUUAUUGAUUUUGUGCCUUCA